ACACAUCACAUGACCCGCUCUCAUCCAGACUGCAUGCAGUUUGGUAUUAAAAUGUUUUCAGUGCCACCAACCUUUGUGUUGUUACACAUUUGAGAUGAGACACACACGCUGAGCUGUGUGUGUGUUUUUUAACGACUUAUACCAUCCAGCCACAGAUAGCCGGGGGCUUGUCGGUGAAGCUGUUAUUUUGUCUUGUCCACACACAAAAAAAGAAAAAAAAAAAAAAAAAAAAGAGGAGCGACUGACUGUGGACACACAGCGCGAGCUACACAGCGCGAGCGAGCUACAGCUAACGGUCAGGUCGGACGGCGGCGAGCGAGGCCCCAAAAACCGGGACGGGAACACGGGGGGAAACCAUGGCCAACAUCGCAGUGCAGAGGAUAAAACGAGAAUUCAAGGAGGUGUUGAAAAGCGAAGAGACGAGCAAAAACCAGAUAAAGGUGGACCUGGUGGAUGAGAACUUCACAGAACUUAAAGGGGAGAUAGCAGGGCCACCUGACACACCGUAUGAAGGGGGUAGAUAUCAACUAGAAAUUAAAAUUCCAGAGACGUAUCCAUUCAAUCCACCCAAGGUGCGGUUUAUCACAAAGAUCUGGCAUCCCAACAUCAGCUCAGUCACAGGUGCAAUAUGUCUGGACAUUCUCAAAGACCAGUGGGCAGCAGCUAUGACACUGAGGACGGUUCUCCUGUCACUACAAGCCUUAUUGGCAGCCGCAGAACCAGAUGAUCCACAGGACGCAGUGGUAGCCAAUCAGUACAAGCAGAACUCAGAGAUGUUCAAACAGACAGCGAGGCUUUGGUCUCACGUCUAUGCAGGCGCUCCCGUCUCCAGUCCGGAGUACACACGCAAAAUAGACAAACUCUGUGCCAUGGGCUUUGAAAAAAAUGCAGUAAUAGUGGCGUUGUCAUCGAAAUCCUGGGAUGUGGAGACAGCGACAGAGCUACUGCUCAGUAACUGAAUCUUGACACCCUCUUCGUCUUCCUCUUGAUCCCUAUCUCUUCCCCCCCACCCAUACAUUCACACUCUCUCUCCUCUCAAGGCGUCUUUUUCCCCUGUGGCACCCUCUGUUUCACAUUGGACUCCACACCUCCAUGCUACCCUUCUUCUUCAAUCUCCCCUCCCCCAUUUAUCCCCUCUGUGUGGCAUCUCUCCUCCUUUCUCAUCACCUCUACUGUACCACACUCCAAUCAGUUGCUCUGCGAGCUCUUGUCUCCAGUUUCUUUAAGUUCAGUCUACAUUCCACUCAGUGCUACAAUCAGAAGUUCAACCACAUCUCACCCACCCCCCUUUUUGAAGCAAAUGCCAGAAUUAAGACCCCCGCCCAUGCCUGCCAGUUUCCCAGCUUCCCUGGCUGUGUCCAAGAAGCGGCUGUCAGUGGUUUUCUUGCCUAUGCAGUGCAUUUACUUUCAUUUUGAAAAUCUUCUAUAGGAGAGAGUCAAGCCAUUCUAGGAGGCUCCUUUGGAUCUGGUUGUGAUUUUUACACACUUUUGGGAUGUUUUCUAAACAGGGAUUGAGCCAUGUCCUAGACUAACCACAUUUUAAAAUUGAUAUCUCUUUUAAAAUUGUAUUGCACUCAUCCUUACACAAUAAAAUUUGUACUUAUCCUUUAAACAGGAUAUUCCUAAAAGAGGAAAGGAAACAGUUUUGGUGUUACUUUUUCGUUUGACGUUCUUUUGGUAUUAAAUGAUUAUUGAUUGAUUAUUUGAAAAUAUUGGUAUUUUUUAUUUAAAAGAAUUUGCCGUCAAAAUUUCAUAUGAAGGGAAUCGAUGAGAGCGGUUGCGAUUGUCUUGCAGUGACUAUAUGCGUCCUGCGUCCAAGAUGCCAGCGUGCCACUAAGUUGAAAUUCCAAAGCCUUUUUACAAAAGUUAUCUUCUAUCGCUGAAGGUUUUUGAGGUGAUGACGAAGUGAGUAAAUUUUUUUUUUUCUUACAAUUUGGAAAGUAAAUAAAGUUCACUGGGUAGCAGAUGUCAAAAGGCUUACUCCCUGUUCUGGAAAACAGCUCCUAAAGUGUCACUGAGGUGUUCACACAGUAGCCAUACUCAUUUUCAUGUCAUGUUUUCCCCUCGACUCUCUGACAAACCCAAAGCUCCUGCAGAAACCCCCACCCCCCAUCCCCACCCCCCCACCAGCGACCAAUCCCCACACUUGCUCUUGACACGGCUUACUUCACCCGUACUUCUUCCCACAUUUUAAAAACAUUUUCUUUUUUUCUUUUUUGGUUUUGGCCUCCUGCAGGAAUACAUUUGGAUUCUUGUUUUUAAACUUAGUGAAAACAGAACAAACAACAACAAAAAAAAUCAUGUUCAGCUGUAACACGACGUGUCACAAGUCCGGGUGGAAAUAGUUAAAAAAUGAGUUUGAAAAAUAUUGCAUCAUCUUAACUACGCCAACAGAUAAAUAUGUCAAAAUGAUUCAUCUGUAAAUAAAGAUAUUAAAGUCUGUGUAAAUUAAUCCA
Molecule: messenger RNA, 2456 nt
Organism: Larimichthys crocea (large yellow croaker)
Lineage: Eukaryota; Metazoa; Chordata; Actinopteri; Sciaenidae
Gene: ube2ka
Product: ubiquitin-conjugating enzyme E2Ka (UBC1 homolog, yeast)
Exons: 7
Coding region: 357-959 (200 amino acids)
Molecular function (GO): protein binding
Source: RefSeq, a predicted model, not a curated record